Messenger RNA from Hemibagrus wyckioides, 7159 nucleotides. RefSeq names its product zinc finger, FYVE domain containing 9a (gene zfyve9a). Gene Ontology annotation, molecular function: metal ion binding. The record is from RefSeq and is a predicted model, not a curated record. The transcript is spliced from 19 exons. NCBI's taxonomy places the organism in Eukaryota, Metazoa, Chordata, Actinopteri, Siluriformes, Bagridae. Gene Ontology annotation, biological process: endosomal transport. Gene Ontology annotation, cellular component: early endosome membrane. The coding region runs from base 366 to 3968 and encodes 1200 amino acids.
GGCGGAGUUUGGCGCUGCAGUUCACAGUAACCUUCCCUCGUAGAAACCUUGGGGGAGGGAUAUCACGACAUAUUACGCGCAAAUACUUUUUCUUUACUGACUUCUGAGGGAGACUGUAAUGGUCAGUGCGUUCGGACUGCUCUGACGUUAUCACGGAGACACUGGUCUUCACUGGAAUGUUAUUAAAACCAGUUUCCUGGCGGUGAAAGAUGGAAAUCCUGACGGUCUGGCCGUCCGGCGUGUGUGAGACCGGAUGAGGCUGAAGCGGCCGAGAUCAGAGCUGGUGAGCACAUUUCUGGAGUAUUGCUGAAGAGGACCUGUGUGCAGGUUCACACUGCACUCGACAGAGUGGAGCUUCUUCACCCAUGGAGAAUUACUUCCAGGCUGAAGCCUUUAACCUGGACAAAGUGCUGGACGAGUUUGAGCAGAACGAAGAUGAAACGGACACCCCCACGCUUACCGACGCCAAGUGGACUCAGAUUCUCGCUCCACCAGCUCACCUCUUAUCUCUGAACCCUGCCUUGACUCACGCUGAUCUCAGUCCACGAGACAGCCCUCUCAACUUCAAACCUCUGCUGGAACCUUUGAGUUCUGGCAGCUCUUCCGUAGUGGAGGUAUCUGCACCUGAUGUGAAACAGGAGCCAGAAACGUGGAGUGAAGAAAGGCCAGUGGAUAUCCACAGCCCCCCUUUGCUCCAGCCCAACAUCGGGAAGCUGGUCAGCGCCGAAGGUCAGGCACUGGAUUCUCCUCCUGCCGUUCAGACGACGAUUGAGAACGGGUGUCCUUCCAAACUAGAGUGUAACGGGGUUAGUAAGGUUCCUCAGCUCAGAGAUGAUCCAAAUCCUCCUUCCACAGAUCCACCCAGCAUCCUGGACUCGUGUGCUGGUCAACAAGAGCAACAGCAGAAUGAUGUUGCUAAGCAGGACAUCGUCUGUUUUUAUGAUGGCAGCUUUUCAAAUCCCGAGGAAGGGCUUGGCCAGGGUGAGUCGGGCUUGAACAAUGGUUCUUUGUCUGUUGAGAUGGAGUCCGGGGGCAUCAAGGAAAUUGAUGAAAUGGACAGUCAUUUUGCUCUUCCAAAAGGAGGUGAUUCUGAGAAAGAGGAGAAUGUGCUGCAAGAACCUGGUAAUGGCACUCAGGAACUUGUAGUCGACCAAGAGUGUCAUUCUACAGACACCGUUCCAAAUGGUACCGUCCUCAAGACUGAAAGCUUCGAGCAAGUGCUUACAAAAGAGAAAGAAGUGAUGAAUAAGGCUUUGGUCAUUGAAUCACCACAUAAUGAGAGAUCUCAUCCCAAUGGUCUGGUUGAAGAAAGCGAAGGAGAUCGCCCAAUCCAACCUCCAGCUCUUUUAAAGGAAGACUCAAUAACCGAGGAGAAGGAGAUGGAGGAGAGCAAACAGGAAUGCUGUGAGCCUAACCGAGGCUCUGAGACGAGCGCGAAACUCAACAAUGGUCGUUUACAACUGGUCAGCGCUCCCUAUGGUGGUGCACGGCCCAAACAGCCCGUCAACCUGAAGCUGCAGAUCCCUCGAGCUUUCUCAGGUCAAGUCCAAAACGAACUUGGCUCCACUGGCAGGAACAAGAACCUGGAGGCCCAGUGCAGGGCAGGUGGCCUUGAGUCGUCCUGUGGGGGUACAGAAUCUAGGGAUGCACGAGUCAAUGGAGAGAGUGGAGAUGGUUCCUCAGGCUUGCACGUUCCCUCUGAGAACCCUGACAAUGACCUCCAGGCAGGUCAGCAGGGGGCCCUCGCGCGGAAACCCUUCAGCUCCCUCGGCGAAGUGGCUCCUGUGUGGGUGCCGGACUCUCAAGCACCAAUCUGCAUGAAGUGUGAAGUCAAGUUCACCUUCACGAAGAGAAGGCACCACUGUCGGGCCUGCGGCAAGGUUUUCUGUGCUGCAUGCUGCAGUCUGAAGUGCAGGCUGAUGUACAUGGACAGAAAGGAGGCUCGCGUCUGUGUUACGUGUCAUCACACUUUAACCAAUGCUCAGGCGUGGGAGAGCGCUGGGAACAGCUCCAGUCAGAGUCCGAACCCCAACAACCCGGCCGAGUACUGCUCCACCAUUCCGCCUCUCCAGCAAGCCCAGGCAUCCGGCGCACUCAGCUCUCCACCUCCCACCGUCAUGGUGCCGGUCGGAGUCCUCAAACAACCGGGCACUGAGGGUUCCUUGUCCCGUGAGCAGAGAAGAGUUUGGUUCGCUGAUGGUAUUUUACCCAACGGAGAAACCACAGACUCCUCUAAAGCACCCACUCCGAACCCGAGUCCGAACCCCGUCCAACCCCCAGCUGUGUCCCAAAUCUCCAACAAAUCCAGCACCAGCACUCACGAGGCGGCCCGCGCUCCUGGCGCUCCGGUGGGAAGCUCAGUCAGUCUGAUCCCAGAGGACGGACUUCCUCCCAUCCUCAUCUCCACCGGAGUUAAAGGAGGUACGGGAGGCCACAUCGCAGAUUAUGCGGUGGAGGAGAAGCCAUCGGAGGUCCUGCUCCUUCAGCAGCUGGAGGAAGGAGGUCCUGAGCCGCUGGUGUUCGUGCUCAACGCUAACCUGCUAGCCAUGGUUAAGCUCGUCAACUAUGUAAACAGAAAGUGCUGGUACGUGAUGUCGAAGGGCAUGCAUGCUGUGGGCCAGGCCGAGGUGGUGGUGCUGCUGCAGUGCCUCCCUGACGAGAAGAGCAUCCCCAAAGACAUCUUCAGCCAUUUUGUGCAGCUUUAUCAGGAAGCUCUCGCAGGAAAUGUCUUGAGCCACCUGAGCCACUCGUUCUUCACGCAGAGUUUCCUGGGCAGUAAGGAGCACGGGGGGUUCCUCUACAUCACCCCCACCUUCCAGUCUCUUCAGGACCUCCUGCUGCCCAACCCGCCCUUCCUGUUCGGGAUCUUAGUGCAGAAGUGGGAGACGCCGUGGGCGAAAGUGUUCCCCAUCCGCCUCAUGCUGCGCCUCGGAGCCGAGUACCGCUUUUAUCCCUGUCCGCUGUUCAGCGUACGCUUCAGAAAGCCUCUUUUUGGAGAAACUGGUCACACCAUCAUCAACCUGCUGGCGGACUUCAGGAACUUUCAGUACACGUUACCGGUGGUCCGAGGUUUGGUGGUGGACAUGGAAGUGAGAAAAACCUGCAUUAAAAUCCCCAGCAACCGCUAUAACGAGCUCAUGAAGGCCAUGAACAAGUCAAACGAGCACGUGUUGGCGAUGGGGGCAUGUUUUAACGAGCGGGCCGACUCGCACCUGGUGUGUGUGCAGAACGACGAUGGAAACUACCAGACGCAGGCCAUCAGCAUCCAUCACCAACCUCGCAAAGUAACAGGAGCGAGUUUCUUCGUCUUCAGUGGAGCUCUGAAGGCCUCAACUGGGUUUUUGGCUAAAACCAGUAUUGUUGAAGACGGCGUGAUGGUGCAGAUCACAGCAGAGACAAUGGAGGCUUUGCGCCAGGCUCUGAGAGAGAUGAAGGACUUCACCAUCGUGUGUGGAAAAGCCGAUCAGGAGGAGACGCAGGAGAACGUCCAAGUCCAGUGGAUAGAGGACGACUUGCACUUCAAUAAGGGGGUGAUCAGUCCGAUCGAUGGGAAAUUGAUGGAGUCUAUAACGAGUGUGAAGAUUUUUCACGGAUCUGAGUACAAAUCCAACGGGAAGGUCAUCCGCUGGACCGAGGUGUUUUUCCUCCAGAGUGACGACCAGCCUAACGGAGACCCCGCAGAUCACAGCCGGCUGACGGAGAACGUAGCGAGAGCCUUCUGCAUGGCUCUGUGUCCUCAUCUCAAACUACUGAAAGAGGACGGCAUGGCCAAGCUGGGGCUCCGCGUCACACUGGACUCAGAUCAGGUGGGAUACCUGGCCGGCAGUAACGGUCAGCCCUUGCUCUCUCAGUACCUGAGUGAUUUGGACAGCGCCCUGAUCCCGGUGAUCCACAGUGGGGCGUGUCAGCUGAGCGAGGGUCCUGUGGUCAUGGAGCUCAUCUUCUACAUCCUGGAGAUCAUCUCUUAAACGAGCUUCUCCAUCUGAACUCCACCUCAUCUCUCCUCCUUCUCUUUUCUCUCUCUCUCUCUCUCUCUCUCUCUCUUUCAUUUGCACUUCAAAGAACAUGAUGCUGCAGAAUCACGGACAGAAGCAGCAGCGGCAGCGUUCCAGCAGAUCACCUAUGCACCAUUUUUACAUACGAACCAUCUCCAAACAUCUCCACCGGAGCCUGGAGUUCCAACAAUCUCAGAGUUUUGGUGCUUUUUUUUUGUUUCUCCUCCACUGUGGAAAUCUGGAAAUGCUGCUGGGAGCAAAACAAAAAAAGAGAGAGGGAAGAGAAAAUGCUUUUGAUCUUGGGUGGACGCUGGAGGUUUCAGAGCGUUGCUGGUUUUCUGAGGAACUCUGCUGAGAGGCUUGUACAGAAAGUCUGAAAAAGUUACAUUUCUUUUGAUAACCAAUGAAAUCGAGAGGAUUUGAGACCCGAAAAUUUCGGCAGCGUCCAAAAAUGAUUCCAUACUGACAGUAUUUAACACUAAAAAGAUGUUUGUUUAUAAAUCCAGUAUAGAAUUAUACAAGAUUUCCUUCCAGCCAGCUAAAAUCCAGUCCUGCUGCAGUACAAUGGGGCAGUCUGUAUGUUUUCCAAAAUUAAAAAAAUUAAAAUGUCCAAAAUUUAAAGCUCUGCAGUGGGCCGGCUAGAUUUUGUUUACAUUUUUCUGCAUUGGAUAUUAGCUCCACCCCUAAGUUGGAACAACUUUAUCCCCUCCCCCACUUCCUUUCAUUAAGAGGGGGGUUUGAUGCGUCCGAUGUGAAUGCUGUUAUUGUAAUUGAGCUUCACUUUGCGGGCAGCAGGGGGCAGCAGAGGCGCUAACAAUCACAAACCGCACCUUUAAUUUCAUGCUAGGGUUAGCCUGUCAGGUGGCUAGUUUGGGGUUUUAUUUGAAAAUGUAAUAUUAAACAAAAUAUUUUAAUUUUUUCCAGCUUGUAACAUUUCCUGUGGGCGGAGUUAAAGUUAACUGAGUUUGACGGCUUAAUUGUAAACAGGAUCAUAAGACACUGUCGCUUCUUCUCAGCUCAUGUUGCUACUGAGCUAGCGUUAUAAAGCUACUGGGUUUGGUCACACAGUGUGAACAUUACGUCAGGUUAGCAUGUUUCCACAGCUAGUCGUUGUUUGCUGUACGUUAUGUAGCUGAUUAUAUCGUAAAAUUAAAACCAGUAGCUAGUAGCCAAUGAGGUCGAAUUAAUCAAGCUGGUAAUUGGCUGAUCAGACUGAGCUUAAACUCCGCCCCUGAUGAUGCAGUUGUGUCUGACACUUGCUGGAAAAUCUUUGGCUAGUUUCUGGAAGUUUUGCUUAAUUCAAAAACAAAACGUCUCAAAUCCACCUCGUUUCAUUGUUUUGUGCAGUUAACCAAUCAGAGCUUGGUCUGUGGGGGAGGGGCAGGGAUGAGUGAUUUAUUUACUGUUAGCUUUAAUCACCAGAUGCUUUAUUUCCACAGAACAGACACUGCUUUUGUUUUUGUCUUUUUUUUUUUGUCUGUAAGUCAGUCAUCCAAAGCUGAAGUGAUGUAGCGUCCAGGCUGAAGCGAGGGGUCAGAAGGAGGGUGGUUUGAGGACGUCAUGUUUACAGAGUGACCACGUGGCUGACUUACUAUGGUUACGAUUUAAACCACAAACUGGUUUUAAUCUGCCCUCGUCUACUAGUCCGCUUCCCCUCAUCUACUUCCCCCCUUCCCCUCAUUCACUAGUCCACUUCCCCUCAUCCACUUCCCCUUGUCCUCUCGUCCAGUUCCCCUCAUCCACUUGUCCACGACCCCUCGUCCACUUCCCCUUGCCCACUAACCAUGUCCAUGUCCCCUCGUCCACUUCCCCUCAUGACUCCGCAGUCUGAAUUCGGAAAACGAACUCUGAAGCCAAUUAAAAUUUGAUCUAAAUGCACUUUGUUCAGUUCGCUAAUCUGCUACGAGGUUCAGACCUGCACCGUUUCACCAAAUCUGUUCAUCUCUUAAUGUCCAGUUAAUUAGCUAACCAGCUAGUAUACUGUGUAGCCACAUCAUGUUUACCAGUGGAUUGUUUCACACUGCAUUCUGGGAGCGAUUGGAAGUUGACCAGGGCGCAUUAAAAAACUGGAAAUGAAUGGAUGAAUGAAUUGAUGGAUGAAGAUGACAGUUUAAACGAAAACGAGGUAAAAAGGUAAGAACAUGAUAAAAUGUCAGGUUCAGACAUCCGUUUAUCUCCUGGUCUGAGCGUCAUGUGAUCCGAAGUGGACCGUAAAUUUAUUGAUUUUAUUACGUCGCUUUGCUCCGAUUGCUACGACUCGUUCGGCGGUAAACCGUCCCGUCGUCAUGGUGACGACUUUCGGAGAAACACGAGGUUAGAAAUUUGACAGUAUUUACAGUUCAUUUGGACUGAAACACGAUGGAAGGAAGUGAAAAAGAAAAUGUAUUCAGAAAGUUGAGUGUGUGAGACUGGGUCAGGGAGAGAACGGUUACAGGUGAAAUCUAGACAGCCAAUCAGAAUCGAGUAUUAGAACCCAUCGUAUUCAUGUGUAAACACGAAAGGUUUUGUUUCAGAGCUUCUGGAAAAUUCACGUUCGGUAAAGAAGCAGGUGAAAGGAUCCGAGUCGAGAUCGCUGUUACUUCACGACGUUUCGGACGUUACUUUAGCUUUAUCUUUCAUUUUUUGCCUUUGUGUACAAAUCCGUGACCUCGGGAAUCCCAUCUGGAAUUUUUGGAACGUUCCCCCUGAAUUUGAGCGCUUUGGCUCGGUUCCAGGAUCGCGUGAUGAGAUUAUUUUAGCGCAGCACUUAAACCUGAAAACUGUUACGAUGUUCCGUUUUGUCUUUCAGCCGCCGUUACCGCGUUCCAUUCAUCUGUUUGAAGUGUUGUGUUGGGGUUUUUUUUUUAUUUCCUGUUUAAGAAGCCGUCCGUUUUUAAACUGCAUGCACGAUGAACCCGGAGCUUUGGUCACAGGGAAUGUGGAACAUUGUGAUUAAGAAUAAGUGACACGUUACACGCUGUGUAUAAAAUAUUUCUAUACGAGGAUCGAGUGAGACGAAAUGAAAUGAAAUAUUAAACCCUGAUGUGGGUGAAAACAAUUCAGAUGUAAAAAUGCCAGAAGCCAAAAAGAAGCAUUAACCUGCUCCAUCUCUGUUUUUUUGUCAAUAAAAAGGAGACUUUAUGAAAAAGCUGUAUUAUAUGUAAAAUAAAACCCUUCUGAAAUGA